This is a messenger RNA of Brassica rapa (field mustard), 1019 nucleotides long. Its product is annotated as 2-Cys peroxiredoxin BAS1, chloroplastic. Gene Ontology annotation, molecular function: thioredoxin peroxidase activity. Gene Ontology annotation, biological process: cell redox homeostasis; response to oxidative stress; cellular response to stress. Lineage: Eukaryota; Viridiplantae; Streptophyta; Magnoliopsida; Brassicales; Brassicaceae. The record is from RefSeq and is a predicted model, not a curated record.
GGUCCUUUCGUUGACACACACAGACAGAUAAGUGUUUCCCAGAGAGAAGAGAGAGAGAGAGAGACAAGUCUCAAUGGCGUCUGUAGCUUCUUCAACCACUCUCAUCUCCUCCUCCGCUAGUGUUCUCCCAGCCACCAAGUCUUCGCUUCUUCCAUCUCCCUCCCUCUCUUUCCUUCCAACCCUCUCCUCUCCUUCCCCAUCCGCUUCUCUCCGGCUCGCUCGUCCCUCUCCCCUCACCUCAAUCCGCUCCUCUUCUCGCCGGAGCUUCGCUGUCAAGGCCCAAACCGAUGAUCUUCCAUUGGUUGGAAACAAGGCGCCUGAUUUUGAGGCAGAGGCUGUGUUCGAUCAGGAGUUCAUCAAGGUCAAGCUCUCUGAGUACAUUGGGAAGAAGUAUGUGAUUCUCUUUUUCUACCCCUUGGACUUCACUUUCGUCUGCCCAACAGAGAUUACUGCCUUCAGUGACCGAUAUGCAGAAUUUGAGAAGCUGAACACAGAAGUGUUAGGUGUCUCUGUUGAUAGUGUGUUCUCCCACCUUGCUUGGGUUCAAACCGACAGAAAAUCUGGAGGACUUGGUGAUCUCAACUAUCCACUUAUAUCAGAUGUCACUAAAUCUAUCUCAAAAUCUUUUGGAGUGCUCAUCCAUGAUCAGGGAAUAGCGUUGAGAGGGCUUUUCAUAAUAGACAAGGAAGGAGUGAUCCAACAUUCAACCAUCAACAAUCUUGGUAUUGGCCGAAGUGUUGAUGAGACAAUGAGAACCCUUCAGGCAUUACAGUACAUCCAGGAGAACCCUGAUGAAGUCUGCCCUGCAGGAUGGAAACCAGGGGAGAAGUCAAUGAAACCUGACCCCAAGCUCAGCAAAGAGUAUUUCUCAGCUAUUUAGAAAUAUCUACAAAACCUUUGUUAUAUGUGAGCUGAGUUUUUAUUUUAAACGCUGAACAUUCCUUUGUUUGAAUCUCCACUUUGUCCCCCCAGAAUCCUUGAAACUUCAUUUUCCAUUAAUAAAAGUCUUGUUAUCUCCA